Diatraea saccharalis (sugarcane borer) is the source of this 3502-nucleotide messenger RNA. The record is from the annotation of a GenBank genome assembly. Lineage: Eukaryota; Metazoa; Arthropoda; Insecta; Lepidoptera; Crambidae.
GUGACUUCUGUGAAGGUAGCUGACUGAACUGAACGCUACAACAAUACAAGUGGUGGUAAUGGCGGAUGGUUGGUGUCUCGCGUCUCGUAGUACUAUUUAUAACCUAAAAUAUAGUACAAGUUUUCGGCGAUAUGUACGCUAACGUUUCUUGGUUGUGUGGAUUGGUGCCGUUAAAUUUCACAACUGUGCCAAUGACGUACGAACGCUACAUCGGCUGAGAAAUACUCCCGUAGAUGAUAAUCAGUGAAAUGAUAUUGCACACAAAAUUUUGACAUUCACACUGCUGAUAUUUCGUAUUCGUCGCAAGUAGAGAAUGGUGCAUGCAGAACAUCAACAAGUAAGGUGCUGACAGUGAACACAAGUGUGUAACUAACAUGCAUGCAGUGUACAUAGUAUAAAACGGACAUAAAUACAAGUACCUGAAGGCUAUGAUUGCUAAGCCUCCAAAAUGACUGAGAGACGGAAGAAAAAAACACAUAAUGGAUUCCUACGAAAAGUGUCCUCCUUAUUUAACAUUGACACGGCUCACGUCACGUCUCCUGACAUGAAGCAGUUGCAGGUUAAUGGAAUAGAAGGUGGGGGAACUGACCGUAUUCAAGGAGAAGACGGCUACACUUACUUAACAGUAGUACUGUCCCGCGCGGGCGGAGCUGGCUUGGGCUUCAGCAUCGCCGGGGGCUCUGACAACCCACAUGUGCCCGACGAUCCACAUAUAUACGUGACAAAGCUGAUACCGGGAGGCGCGGCCGCCGCCAGCCAAUUACAAAUCAAUGACGCCAUAUUACAGGUUAACGACACGACGGUCGAAAACGUCACGCAUGCAGAAGCAGUGGAUGCACUGAAAAAAGCAGGCAAUACAGUUAGACUGAAAGUAAAACGUCGAAGCACAGAUGACACGCUAAGUGUAACACAGACUUCGAAUAAAGAAGAAGCAGUUGAAAUUGAGUUGGUAAAAGGGGGGUCAGGUCUUGGCUUCAGUAUAGCUGGUGGACUCGGCAAUCAACACAUUCCUGGCGACAAUGGCAUCUAUGUCACCAAGAUUAUGGCCGGCGGCGCAGCCCAUAGAGACGGUAGACUGCGAGUUGGAGACAAAUUGCUUAUGGUUAAAAAUACUUCUCUCGGCGAUGUGAAUCUGGAUAACGUAACGCACGAAGAGGCGGUGGCCGCUCUGAAGGCGUCUGGCGAACGCGUACAGCUAGUAUUAGUGCCCGGUCCGCGGCACUCGCAACCUUCGCCGCGACCCUCGCGAGCAAAUACACCGUCGAGUACGGCGAAUUCGCUGCGUCGUGAGGACGUAACCGAUAGUACCGAAGAGCCCCGAGUAGUGGAACUGGAGAAGGGUCCACAAGGGCUGGGGUUCAACAUAGUGGGCGGUGAGGACGGACACGGUAUAUACGUGUCCUUCCUGCUAGCCGGCGGACCCGCUGAAAGAUCUGGAUUGUUGAGACGUGGUGAUAGACUGCUCGCCGUCAACGAUGUGGACAUUACACAUGCCACUCACGAACAGGCCGCUAAAGCCCUCAAGGGCACAGGUCAAAACGUGAGAUUAACAGUUGUGUAUAGGCCGACGGAAUACAACAAAUUUGAAGCUCGCAUCAAUGAACUGAAACAACAUCAUACGCUACUCAGGACAUCUCAGAAGCGAUCCCUAUAUGUUAGAGCACUAUUCGAUUAUGACCCAGUGAGAGAUGAUGGGUUGCCUUCUCGAGGGCUGCCCUUCCGCUAUGGUGACAUUUUGCAUGUCACCAAUGCUUCAGACGACGAAUGGUGGCAAGCGAGACGGCUAGACAAGGCGGACGCGGACGCGAUAGGCAUAAUACCAUCGAAACGUCGAUGGGAACGAAAACAACGAGCCAGAGACAGACAGGUCAAGUUCCAAGGACAAGGCACGCCAGUCAGCACUAGCCAGUCAACGUUAGAGAGAAAAAAGAAGACUCUAUCAUUCAGCAGAAAGUUCCCAUUUAUGAAGAGCCGUGAGGACGGCAAAUCUGAAGAUGGUUCGGACCAAGAACCUUUCAUGCUUUGUUACACGCAAGAGGACGCAAACGCGGACGGUCAAGAUGAGACAGUGUUGUCGUAUGAGACAGUGCAACAAUUGACGAUCGGUUACACGAGACCCGUCAUAAUCCUGGGCCCACUCAAGGACAGAAUAAACGAUGAUCUAAUAUCGGAGUUCCCCGAUAAGUUUGGCAGUUGCGUGCCUCAUACAACAAGGCCGCGGCGCGACUACGAAGUGGACGGUCGUGACUAUCACUUCGUUGCGAGUCGCGAGCAGAUGGAGCGCGAUAUACAGAACCACCUGUUCAUAGAAGCCGGUCAAUACAAUGACAACCUCUAUGGCACCUCUGUGGCCUCGGUCCGGGAAGUUGCUGAGAAGGGCAAACAUUGCAUUUUGGACGUCAGCGGGAACGCUAUAAAAAGAUUGCAAGUGGCGCAACUAUAUCCAAUCGCUAUAUUUAUAAAACCAAAGAGCGUAGAAUCUAUAAUGGAAAUGAAUAAACGAAUGACAGAAGAACAAGCGAAGAAAACGUACGAACGCGCUCUGAAAAUGGAGCAAGAGUUUGCUGAAUAUUUUACUGCGGUAGUAACUGGCGACACGCCUGAGGAGAUCUACGCUAAGGUGAAGACGGUGAUCACAGCGGAGAGCGGGCCCACUGUAUGGGUGCCGCGCCGCGAGCCGCUGUGAGCUGUGCCAUAACCCCUCCCCGCGUUAUAAUCCCCGCGAAUUGCUAAUGCGCCUGGCCGCCAUUUUGUCGACGUAAUUGCGUUCAACAAUCAGUACCGUUAGCAAAUAAACACUGGUUGACGAAUACAAUUAUUGAGUUGGGUUGUGUUGAUGACACACACGAUUUUUAUUGUUUUCGAUUGUUAUUGACUAGCAACUGCUAAUAUGAUCUUCACACAAAAUUAGGUUAGUUUCAAUAAAAAUAAAUAUAUUAAUGUCUCUUAUAUCAUUAUUACUUCCAUGUUUAAAAAAAUGUCCUGUCCGUUAGAUUUCGCAUUAUUACAAUGUAAAUAUUAUUUUUUUAUUUAUACUCCUCAAAUUAAAUGCAAUAAAUUAACAAAUUAAAAGGUUUUAAAUUAUUUUAAAAGUAUUUUAUGGAUUCAUACAAAUUUUAAUAAUUAAUAAAUAAUUUAUCUCUUGCAUUUGCUAUCUAUACUUUCUAUUUUUAAAUGACGUAACGCGGGUAUUAUUUAGACUACGUUCCAGCGCAUUAGCAAUUUACGGGAUUUAUACACCCGAAUAGUGCCUCGAGUUCUCGCCCCCUCGCCCAGCGGUAAAGCUCGUCCGUUAUUUUGUCGGUAUUAUAUAAUCGCGUAUAGGGUUGUAACGGAUUCACGCUACCAUCGGUUUUAGCACGUUCGCAUGCCUGCCUAUUCAGUAAACACAUUAACAGUACCUUCGAUUUAGCAUUGGUUUCAAUCAAAAUGAAAUUAUGUUUCAAUCCAAUAUAGUGCUUUUAAACGUAAAGUAAGGCACGAAAGUAAACUACUCUACUGU